ACAACACAGCGACACACAAUUCCCCGCAAACAGAUAAAUUGAACUCUCUCUCUCUCUUCUCUCUCUCUGGUUUUGUGGUUGCUUCGAAGCUCCAAUGGCUCGAAUAGGACUAUGCAGUCAGCUGCUUCCGUCUCUGCUCGUUCCUCUGAAGCAGAGGAACCAUCAACAGCUGAUGGGCGUCAUAGCCACCGGUUUCGGCAGAAGGCGGGGCUUCUCUGCUGGGUCCUCAUCAAAAAUUAGCAUGAGCCUCAAAGCCGGCAUCGUUGGCCUCCCAAAUGUCGGCAAGUCCACUCUCUUCAACGCCGUCGUUGAGAAUGGAAAGGCUCAAGCUGCCAACUUUCCUUUUUGUACUAUAGAGCCGAAUGUAGGAAUUGUCGCAGUUCCAGAUCCCCGUCUCAGUGUGCUUUCAGAUCUCAGCAAAUCUCAGAGGGCAGUUCCAGCAUCUAUAGAACUUGUAGAUAUUGCUGGCCUCGUCAAGGGUGCCAGUCAAGGGGAGGGGUUAGGGAAUAAAUUUUUAUCAAAUAUUCGCGAGGUGGACUCCAUACUUCAGGUCGUUCGCUGUUUUGAAGAUAACGAUGUUGUUCAUGUGAGUGGCAAAGUUGAUCCUAAGGCAGAUAUUGAUGUUAUCAACUUGGAGCUUAUUUUCUCAGAUCUAGACCAGAUUGAGAAGAGAAUGGAGAAGCUGAAAAAAGGAAAGGCAAAAGACUCACAAACCAAAGCUAAGGAGGAAACAGAAAGGUCCACCUUAGACAAAAUUCAGAAUGCACUGAUGGAUGGAAAACCAGCACGAUCAGUCGCUUUAACAGAUUUGGAAAAAGAUGCUGUGAAGCAUCUUUGCUUGCUUACAAUGAAACCUAUUAUAUAUGUUGCUAAUGUUGCAGAAUCUGAUCUAGCUGAACCUGAGCUUAAUCCUCACGUCAAAGAAGUGAUGAAUCUUGCUCCUGAGUUGCAAUCUGGAGUUGUGACUAUUUCUGCACAGGUUGAGUCUGAGCUCACUGAAUUACCAUAUGAAGAAAGAACAGAAUUUUUGGAAUCUCUUGGUGUUGGUGAAAGUGGUCUCGGAAACCUUAUCAGAGCAACAUAUAGCGUUUUGGGGCUACGUACUUACUUUACAUCCGGAGAGAAGGAAACAAAAGCAUGGACCAUACUUGCAGGAAUGACUGCACCCCAAGCUGCUGGGGUCAUACACUCUGACUUUGAGAAAGGUUUCAUUCGAGCUGAGACGGUGGCUUAUGAUGAUUUUGUCGCUGCUGGUUCGCUUGCUGCAGCAAGGGAAAGAGGAGUUUUGAGAUCUGAGGGCAAAGAUUACAUUGUACAAGAAGGAGACGUGAUGCUGUUUCGUUUUAACGUCUAACAAGCUCAUAUGGUUUCACGGAAACAGCUUUAUCUUUCGGGGGGCCAACUAGAUGCAGCUUACUUCACAAGAUGGACGACAUUGAUUUACAUUCAAGUCCUGAGUUUGGUAUGAUGAAGUAUUCUUUUGUUAUACGUCGAGAUUACCAAAUUUUGCUUGAAGAGUAAAUAGCUCAAUCGACUGUUGAUGUUUUGGAAACUAAGAUUUUGAAAUCCUAAUUAUUCAAGAAAGAAUAUGGAAAUUCAACAAUUAAGGGUGGAUCGAAUUUACUGGACUUCAUUGUAUUUUAGUAAACAUCAUUGCAUUCGUAAUCUUUAUAUAAAUAGGUGAUUCGGAGAAC
This is a messenger RNA of Malus domestica (apple), 1694 nucleotides long. RefSeq lists its product as uncharacterized. Gene Ontology annotation, cellular component: cytoplasm. Gene Ontology annotation, molecular function: ATP hydrolysis activity; GTP binding; ATP binding. Lineage: Eukaryota; Viridiplantae; Streptophyta; Magnoliopsida; Rosales; Rosaceae. The record is from RefSeq and is a predicted model, not a curated record.